Molecule: messenger RNA, 843 nt
Organism: Pelmatolapia mariae (spotted tilapia)
Lineage: Eukaryota; Metazoa; Chordata; Actinopteri; Cichliformes; Cichlidae
Product: nucleolin-like
Exons: 4
Coding region: 1-843 (280 amino acids)
Source: RefSeq, a predicted model, not a curated record
AUGCCCGGCAACACACCAACCAGGACCCAAGCCCCCGAGGCCCGGCAAGGGCCACAGCCCAGAGACGGAGCGCCCCCAGAACCUCACGCCCGUCCUGGACCCACCCAGGGGCAGCCAGGCUACCAGUCUGUGUUGUUGUCUGUGAUGCUGCUGCUGUCCUCGGUAGCUGUUGGAAUCCUGCUGCUGCUCCUGCUGCUGCUGUUAGUGGUUCUCCUCAGGAGAAGACAACGACGAGCCAAGGAGCCUGUAGCUCUCAUCCACAGUCAAAUUGUUGACCAAGUCGGGAAUGCUUACCAGUGGGGAGACAAUGAGGGUGAUGAAGACGAUGAGGACUAUGUGAAUGUUGAUCUAAUGGACACUAAUGUAAAAAUGAAAGGGGGAGCUGCAGGAGUGGAUGAAGAGGGAAGCAAUGACUAUGAGGAGCCAGUGUGUAAUGAUGAUCAUGAUUACAAGAAAGCAGGCCCCAAUUGCAUGAAGGCCAGGAAGGCCUGUGUGAGUGUAAGUGAUCACAGAGAAGAUGAAGAUGAUGUAACUAGUGAUGAAGAAGACAACUAUGAGAAUGUAUCCCCACCCUCGCUGUAUGCAUCACCACCACCACCACUACCAGGUGUAGAUAAUGAUGAUGAAGAAGAAACUAGUGAUGAAGAAGACAACUAUGAGAAUGUAUCCCCAUCAUUACAAAGUGUGGUUAAUAAAAAAGAAGAAGAAACUAGUGAUGAAGAGGACAACUAUGAGAAGGUAUCCCCACCCUCGCUGUAUGCAUCACCACCACCAGGUGUAGAUAAUGAUGAUGAAGAAGAAACUAGUGAUGAUGAAGAGGACAACUAUGAGAAUGUAUCCUGA